This is a messenger RNA of Dermochelys coriacea (leatherback sea turtle), 3550 nucleotides long. RefSeq names its product dual oxidase maturation factor 2 (gene DUOXA2). The coding region runs from base 113 to 1081 and encodes 322 amino acids. Lineage: Eukaryota; Metazoa; Chordata; Testudines; Dermochelyidae. Gene Ontology annotation, biological process: protein transport. The transcript is spliced from 7 exons. Gene Ontology annotation, cellular component: endoplasmic reticulum membrane. The record is from RefSeq and is a predicted model, not a curated record.
GGGGGGGAGGGGGCGGGCUAUAAGAGAGCAGCCCGCGGGCUCCUGAUAGCACUGCUGGACCCUGAGCGCUGCCCUGCCGGACAGGUUUCCUGCCCUUUGCCCAGCCCGCACCAUGACUCUCUUCGACGGCGUCUACCCCUUCUACCCUCAGCCCAGGAAAGCCUUCGCCUUCGAUGUCAGCUCCAUCAUCGUCAUCGCCGUCUUCCUGUCGCUGGCGCUCAGCUUCCUGCUCAUCCUGCCGGGGAUCCGCGGCCGAGAGAGGCUGUAUUGGCUACUUCGGGUUAUCCUGAGCCUUUUCAUCGGGGCAGUGAUUGUUGCUGUGCAGUUCACCGGGGACUGGGAAACUGGCCAGGUGACAGCAAACACCUCCUACAAAUCCUUCAGCCGCACCAUGGUGAAUGCAGACGUUGGUCUGCACAUCGGCUUGGGGGGAGUCAACGUCACGCUAGUAGGGAAGCCAGUGAAUCAGAUCAAUGAAACCAUCAACUACAACGAGCACUUUGCCUGGCGCUUUGGAGAAAACUACGACCAAAUCUACAAUGAGGGCCUGGUGAAGGGGCUGCCCAGCCCCAUCCUAUACGUGGCAGAGAAGUUCACCCGGCAGAGCCCCUGUGGUGUGUACAGCCAGUACAGGAUCUCCGGCCAUUACGCAUCAGCAACUCUCUGGGUGGCAUUUUGUGCUUGGCUCAUUGCCAACAUGCUCUUUUCCAUGCCAGUCCCAGUCUAUGGGGGCUACAUGAUCCUGGUCACUGGGGCCUUCAUGAUCUUCUCGCUGCUCUCCUUCUCCACGGUCAGGAACUCCCCCAUGUGCGCCAUCCAGUUCGGUCCAGCCUCCUUGCAGACUGUCUACGGGGCGUCCUUCUGGCUCAUGCUUGCAACAAGCUUGCUGUGUUUCCUGAUUGGGGUGGUAGUGGUUGUGCUGCACUACUUCCGACCUAAGGCACUGAAAGCCUUCUUUGAUCUGAAUGAGGACAAAGAGGAAGGGAACAUGAUGCUGGGGGAAGCGUAUGGCAACCCCCACUUCUGGCCAAGCAAAAAGGAUCCUCAUGACAACUAUGCACUGACCAUCAAGGCGGUCUAGAGGAAGCUCCUCCUCCCUCCCUAGUUGGACCCUAAACAUGAGGGAGCGGAGCAUUAUGGAGUCCAGAUCCUUCUCCAGCUCUCCACCGAGAUUGAACUCGCACAUCCUGUUGGCACCUCAGAAAUCAGCGAGCGCCUUGCCAUGCUCUGCUAGGCUGAGAACCCUCCGAGUUCGUCUCCUCUCCAGCGACCUCCAGAGAAAGGGAAGGCGCUGCCCCGUAGCCAGCAGGGACUCAGCACACGUGUUGAGCUGCAUAGUCACUCUGCUCAAAUGGGUUCACAGGAGCCAUUUCCGCUUGCACUUCCGCACCCUUUCUGGAGUCAGGUCGAAACCCUCCCUUCUCCCACUGGACUCACACCUGGCUACAGAUGUUGAACCCAUGAGUAGGGGGACUGGAAUCUCACAUGCAGAGGCUGUGACACCCACAUACAGUAAGUAUGUGAGACACACUCUGAUCCUGCAGGUGGGACUGAAAUGCUACUGGCAUCCAGUAUUCUACGUAACAGACUGAAAAGGCCAAACCCAAUAUGAAGAAUAUUGGGGCUGUUUAGUAUGUUCAAUGAGCAGCCAUGGACAGGGGAUGGGGUAGGGCAGGGGAAGGGCGGGAGGGGGAGAUCACAAAGAACAACAAUCAAGCCAUGCAGUGACUGACUAAUGAGCUAAUUUUAAUUAACCCUAAUUAAUGAGCUGCCUCCUGCUGCAGUCCCGCUGGUCAGCACUGCACCUCUCUCUCUGUUCGGGAGGGCAGCUGUAAUAUUGGCAUGACAAGACAGCAGGGGAGCGUUGCAUUAAAGCACUGCCAGGAACUGCAGGUAUAGGUACAGCAAGGGGGUAGAAGUACCUUCCUGGGGAGCAAACAUUGCUGACUAAAGAGCUUUAAUCUAGCAGCGAAAGGCAGCACAAGAACCAAUGGCUGGAGGUUAAAGCCAGCCAAAUUCAAAGUGGAGAGAUGGCCCCAGUUGUUAACAGUGAGGGAGUGUAACAACUGGCACAAACUCCAAAGGCGGGGUGGAUUCUCCAUCUCUGCAAGUUUUCAAGUUCCAGCUGGCAUCUUUCUGGGCCUCAUAGCCUUUAAGGCCAGAAGGGACCAUCACAGCCUCCUGCGUGUUACAGGUCACAGAACCUCCCCCACCCACUUUGGCAAAAGGACCAUAACACAAGUUAUGGGGCUCAAUACCGGGGCAACGGGGGUGAAAUUCUCUGGCCCGUGCCAUAUGGGAGGGUUACACUAGAUGACCCGAUGGUCCAUUCGGGCCUUAAAACCUGUGUAUCCCUGCCUGCUUCAGCAGCCACAUGGGGCAGGCGCUGUAUGCUGCCUGUAGCUAAUAUCAGAGCCACUUGCUGGAACAAGGGCUUAGGGAGGUUUCACUUUAAAAAGAGAUGCAUGGGUGGGUACAAAGUUGAAUGACUCCUAAAGCCAUGGAUUCAGUCCUGUGUACCCCUGAUCCCAGUCAUACCCCCAGGUGCCACGGCUUCACUGGCACCUGAGCCAGCCAGUCCUUUGUGUUAGGCUAGCCCACCCUCAUGUUCCCCCUGUAGCUCUCAAACUCUAGAGACCUAGGACACACUUGGGGCCCCACCCCUUGGAGAUCUAGCUCCUUGUUCCCCGGGGGAGGCAGCACUUGAGUUCACCAUCACCUACUGCUUCCGGAGACCCUGCUGUCACCUCCCUGGUGCUGUGAGUCACCACCCCAGGGCCAGGUCUUUGAGCCCAGUCUCUGAGCCCUCUGUAAAUCUCCCUGUGGUCAUCCAAGCCUCUUGCAGGGUGUCCAUGAAUGGGCUGGGGCAAAGGAUUUGUGGGGUAAGUGCCCAUGGGCAGGCAAGCUCCGUAAAGGCUGAGCAUGGGGCCCAAAGGCAGAUGGUCGCAUGGCAGCACCUGACUGUCUGGCAGUGGGUAGGCAGUGGGGGACCGUGCCCUUGCUCCACAUGUCUGGCGGGCGGGGGGUGUUCCCUGUCGUGCUAGGAGCAGGAAUGCAGGCAUGGGGGAUGGGACUGUGCACAGACUGCCACACCAUUGUGGGGACUGGCUUCCUAAGAGAAUCUUCUCACAGGGCCCGAUCCUGUGAGGUGCUGAGUGGCUCUCUGGCUGGAGGAGCAAGUGCCAGUCCUAGGGCUGCACAAAAGGAAAGCAGUGUGUUUGAAGUGGCCUGGCUCCUUUUGCCAAACCUGGGCCUGACCUCAAGCAAGCUAUGACUUAGCGUGCAGUGAAGCCGACAGCACCAUGGCGUGCAGCCGCUCAGGGGAUUGGGCAGCUCUCUGUACUGAGUUGGUCCUGAAGGCAGGCGUCACAUCACAUGGAGACUCCAUUGUCUCUUUGCCGGUUCCCCUCAGCUGGGCUGCCCUCUAUUUAUCCAACAUUCCCUGCUGCAUUUUAGCAUCUGUCCACAUGUAAUUUGUGAUGCAUCCUGGUGAGUUUUGGAGUUUGUUUAUUUAUGCUAAGAACACCGUAAUAAAAACAAUAGAAGUGUA